AUGCACUCUCCCAGUAAACAAAAAAAACCUCUCUAACAAUACACACCAAACUGAGCAUGUGCAGAGUGACUCUACACGAUAUGUCUUAUCAGGAGAUAAGAGGGGGACACUGGAAGAAGGGGAGGUUCAGGUAAGUCAGGAUUAAACAGCCUUUUUACACAAUGUGGAGGAUUAACCCCUUAGGUUCCACAGUGAGUAUAACAAGCAUGCUUUUCUCCCAGGGGUGGACUGACAACUCAUGGGGCCCCCGGGCAAUAGGCGAUCAUGGGGCCCCUGUGUCCUUGCCCACAAUCAAACCAGAC
Molecule: messenger RNA, 302 nt
Organism: Staurois parvus
Lineage: Eukaryota; Metazoa; Chordata; Amphibia; Anura; Ranidae
Source: the annotation of a GenBank genome assembly